AUGCCGCCAGCAAAAGAUCCGAUGUUCGGAUCCGAGAAGAUCUGGGUCACCAGAGGGCUCAUAGAAGACCUGGAACGACAGGCUCAAUUGCAUCAAACGCGGAACAGCCCUGGCGACGCGCGCAACUACGAGAACGACUUCAACCAAACAGAUGUCCUGGACGAAGGUCAAACUACAGUGCUACCUACUGAGAACAGUCCCGGCGGAACGCCAUCGGCUCAGCUAACGAAUCCUUUCUCCCAUCACGCGCCUCGACCAUGGUAUCUUGGAGUUUCGUCCAACUGGGCGUUCAAUCGGCGUGUCCUUGAGAUCGUUCAUGAGCGCCUCACUGGUGUUCACGCUCCAACGGACAACUUGUCGUUCGAUGGGACAUUGUACGAGCUCGGUUGGAACGGCGAGCGUGAGACUGCUGGGAGUCAACAUCUUGUUCCGUCUGCUGACUACGCGAUGUUCUUGAUCAAUGCGGUGAAGUUUCAUUGUGGCCAAAUGUUCCACCUCUUCGAUGAAACAACAUUCAUGCAGGGAUUCAAGAACUUCUAUGACUCUCCUGCAGACGCAGACAUUCACAGCUUCUGGUAUAUUCAUUUCUUGUUAAUCCUUGCCUUCGGGAAAGCCUUUGUGGCCCGGAAGAAGAUGCCUCGCAAAGCACCUGGAUCUGACUUGUUCGUCCAAGCCAUGAAGCUCAUGCCUGAUAUUGUGUUCCUGAUCGAACAGCCUCUUCAAGCCAUUGAGAUCCUUUGCUGCAAGGCACUCUACCUGCAGUGCCUUGAUUUUCGAUGUGCAGCAUAUAACGUGAUUGGUCAAGCAUUGAGAAUAACUUUGGAACAAGGCAUGCAAACAGACAUGCGCAACCAAGGUCUCGACGAACUGCACGUUCAACGAUGUCUCAACGUGUUCUGGACGGUAUACAUAUUGGAUCGCCAGAUGUCUUCGUUGAUGGGCGUGCCGCUAGCGCUCAAGGACAGUGAAAUCAGCACUCCUCUACCAACAUUUGCUGGGGCACCUCAAAAAAGCAUGGCUUUGCAGCUACACGUCAAGCUAUCGAAAACCAUUGCGCAAAUUCUCAACACUGUGUAUGGUAGCGAGGGAAGGCUGACGAAGAGAUUCAUUCAGAGUACUAAGUCAUCCCUCCAGAGCAUUGCAGAAGUCACGGUACAGCUCAGAGAAACUUUUGAAGAGCUGAGAGGUCAGAGCUCUGGGGGCUUAUCAAGGCUUGCCGCUCAUUUGGACCUUCUGCAUCAUCAAUGUGUCGUUGUUGCUACCAGGCCACUUCUAUUCAGUCUCCUCAAUAAGCGAUUCGAUGAGCCAAGCGGCAUUUCAUCUCUCAUCAAAUCGUCUUCCAGUGCCAAAGCGCUCCUGCAAAUGUGCGUUGAGUCUUCUCAGCAUAUUGUUGCUGUACUCGACCGCUUGAAAGACCAAAGCCUUCUGGAAAGCUUUCUACCUUUUGACCUGGAAGCUGCUUCAGCUGGCAGCAUGGUUAUUCUGAUAGCCCCUGUACUCGACGCAAACCUGCUUAGCAGCAGUGCGCCGUGGCUUGAUAUACUGUACUCGGUACUGGACGAGAUGGUUGCACAAGGUCAGGUACAAGCAUCGAAACGCAAAGAGGAGCUGCAAAGAUUACAGCAAGUCUUUGAGCAGUUGCCCCUACCGCUGACAGAAACGCCGGAAGUUCAGCAGCCUGCUCCACUGGACUCCGGCCAGGACGGAACAAAUGCAUAUUCAACGAUCCCUGGUAAUGGGCUGGACGAUUUUGGAUUCAUGGACGACGCCAUCUGGCGGACGGAUCUCACAGCAGAGCAACUGAUGGCUGUAGCGGACAGUCUGGAUUUGGACGGCUUUGAGUGGAUGACAACCGUGUCUUCGGGCCUUGGCAACGACUAG
Messenger RNA from Cyphellophora attinorum, 1881 nucleotides. Its product is annotated as Proline utilization trans-activator. Gene Ontology annotation, biological process: positive regulation of transcription by RNA polymerase II; DNA-templated transcription. The record is from RefSeq and is a predicted model, not a curated record. Gene Ontology annotation, molecular function: zinc ion binding; sequence-specific DNA binding. Lineage: Eukaryota; Fungi; Ascomycota; Eurotiomycetes; Chaetothyriales; Cyphellophoraceae. Gene Ontology annotation, cellular component: nucleus. The transcript is spliced from 4 exons. The coding region runs from base 1 to 1881 and encodes 626 amino acids.